UUUUAUUGACAUUAAAAGCAAAGCUUCAUUUUUAAUAUAAAUCAAAAUUUUUAUAGAAAACUAAAUGUCUUUAACGCUGGAUGUAAAUUUAUUUCUCAAUAAAAGUAUGUGUAACAACAGCUCCUCCGAGUACAUUCCUUUGGAAGAUGAUCCAGAAAUCAAUAUAUUCGAUGAAAUAGAACAUUUGCUUAAGUUUAAUCAGAAUAUGGAUUAUAACGCUGAAAGGAAAAGCAAUGAAAGCAAUCAAUUGAAUUUGAAUUUUCUUCAUAACAUUUGUCCUACGGAGGAUUUUUUAUUGGCCUCUGAUAGUCAAAGUCUAUUGGGGGAAGAUCCUUUACUGUUUACCGUCGAACAAGACGUUUUACAACCGGUUAGCUCAAAAUUUCUGGUACCUGGCAUUUAUAAACGUAUUGCUGAAGUGGACGAAUUGUCCAAGAGGCAAGUCAUUGAACCAUCGGAUAGUGUGUUCGUUAGUGAGUCGCAAGGUAGAAUAAUAAAACGUCAAGAUUUCCAUGAUUUAUAUGCAUUAACCGAUGAAUGCGGUGAACCUCCACCAAGAAAAGUAUUGCUGUUGCAGUCAAUGGAAGCGAAUUACUCGGAUGACAUAGAAGUGGUAGAUCCACAACGGGUACCCAAACGCUGGGAUGCUUUAAAUCAUUUCGCUUUCGAUAAAUUAAAAAUAACUAAUCAUGACCAUAUAGUUAUUGAUCGUAAACGUAAUGAAGUCGUGCGAACAGAACGCAAUACUGGUCAAAAAACAAUUUACCGUUUUCUCGAUCCCCAGGCAAUGGGUUUGCAAAGAGCAGAACAACGUCGCGGAAAUAGUGCAAAUGUAAAUAACAUGGGCGAUUUGAAUUCUUGUGAAAGUAACAAGCCAGUCACAGAAAAAAACUUAAAUAAACGUAAAAUGAAAGCAGGUCGACCGCCAAAACAUUUGCAAGGACUAGUUAGGAAACAAGUCCAAAAAGUUGAGGAUAAAACACAACCGAAGAUCAAGGCACCUAACUUAGAGCUCAGGACGCGCUCAGGUCGUUUAGUGAAAUCGCCAGGAGAAACGAUAGAUUGGGCAAAAGAAACCACCCUAAAUACUUCAACCGAUUUUAACGCAUUUUUAAACGAACUCCGUGAUGGAAAUUACCGAGCUACCAAUGCUCGUCAAACUAAAGAUCCCAUUUUAGCAAUACCAACUACAGAUGCUGAGGCGGAAGCUACACCCAAACGUAAAGUGCCACCUGAAGCUAUAUGUCCCACUUGCUAUAAAAUAUUUUUGGGACGUCGUUUACAAAAACAUUUUGCACAACAUCCUGAUCACAUGAAAAUUGCAAACAAUAAUAAUAUAAGCGCCUCAUCUACCGUAGAAGACGUUACAUUGUUUCGCUUCCUUAUAACAAAACUGCAAAAAUCGCAACAUCUUAAUGAAGAUCAAAAGGCUGAUUUGUUUCUUAAUGAACUCAAUGAUUUCGUGGAACAAUUACAAUUGCGUAGUUCACGUCUUGUACGGAAUACCACUGGUAUGCACUUUGUAAAUAACCGCUGCUCACGUAUCCUAGGCAUUCCGGAAGGACAAUACGCCUUAGACUUAACCGCUAUGGAAGAUUUCGAGACGCCACAAUUACUGCACUAUGAACAUUCCAAUCCGCCGGCUUUACCGAGUGGACCCUCUCAGGUAAAUACACGCAGUUUAGAUUAUACAAACCUAUCGAUUACUAUGGACGAAACUCUGACCGAUGAAGCGGCACAAAAAUUAAAUCUUUCGGCGGGGGGAAAACUAUUGCCACCGUCAGAGGAAAGCUUGCUUAGAGCUGUCGACGAUUUGGUGCAUACCGAUAUUAAUAAAAUCCAUGCAAGCAACUUGCUACAGCCAGUUGUUACUAACUCAAAAACAACAUCGGUUAAAGGUGCCACAGUUGUUGCCAAUUUAUUGCCACUCCAUAUCGACCAUGUCAGUGAUAAUGCAGUGGAAGCAGUUAGUAUGAAGGACAUUUCAACGGCUGUUACACAACAGAGCACACCUUUACUGGAUCUAUCGGUGGAUUUUUUUCAAUUUAAUAAUUGAUUAAAAAAUCAUUGCAAACAUUUUAUCAAAAGGAAAUUUUUAAAUU
Molecule: messenger RNA, 2102 nt
Organism: Glossina fuscipes
Lineage: Eukaryota; Metazoa; Arthropoda; Insecta; Diptera; Glossinidae
Exons: 2
Coding region: 65-2056 (663 amino acids)
Source: RefSeq, a predicted model, not a curated record